AUGCACAUUGUGAUGCCUUAUUAUUCAAGAGGAUCCCUACAAGACAGAAUUGAGUUGUUGGCUAGAAAAGGAGACAGAAUUCAUGAAGAUCGACUGUGGGAUGUGUUUCUUGGCAUUUGUGAAGGUGUAAAAGCCAUGCACAUUCAUGAACCCCCUUAUGCGCACAGAGAUUUAAAGCCAGCCAAUGUAAUGUUUGCUGAUGACAAUUCUCCAAUUAUUAUGGACCUUGGUUCUGCAGCCCCUGCCCGAGUAGAAAUACGGACAAUGCAAGAGGCACGUGUUCUGCAAGAUAUUGCAGCUGAACGUUGUUCAAUGCAAUAUCGUGCCCCAGAGCUGUUUAAUGUGGAAUAUGGAGCACACAUCGACGAACGAACCGACAUCUGGUCAUUGGGAUGUCUGCUAUAUGCUUUAGCCUUUCUGGAAUCACCAUUUGAGCAAGAUUACCAAAGAGGAAACAGCAUUGCUCUUGCUGUGCUUGGAGGAAAUGUAAAAUUCCCAGAGAAUUCUGGGUACUCUAAACAGUUGGAAGAGACGAUAACAAUGAUGAUGGCUGUGAAUCUAAUGGAACGUCCUUUCAUUGAGCAAGUUAUUCAAACUGUACAGUUGGCCAAAGAUACACAUGAGAACAGAGUAUGA
Acanthosepion pharaonis is the source of this 636-nucleotide messenger RNA. Lineage: Eukaryota; Metazoa; Mollusca; Cephalopoda; Sepiida; Sepiidae. The record is from the annotation of a GenBank genome assembly.